Messenger RNA from Gasterosteus aculeatus aculeatus (three-spined stickleback), 4370 nucleotides. Its product is annotated as leucine-rich repeat-containing protein 52. Gene Ontology annotation, molecular function: voltage-gated potassium channel activity; potassium channel activator activity; transmembrane transporter binding. Gene Ontology annotation, cellular component: voltage-gated potassium channel complex. The record is from RefSeq and is a predicted model, not a curated record. Lineage: Eukaryota; Metazoa; Chordata; Actinopteri; Perciformes; Gasterosteidae.
CCCUACACACACACACACACGCACACACACACACACACGCACACGCACACCCACAUUUGGAUUCAGUUGCGCAGAGCACAGAGAGGAUGGCAACAUUGUAGCGGGGGAACUGACCGUGACCACCGCGAGCAGCACAGCAUGAGAGGACGUUGUGACCGCGGACGGCGUGCGAGUAGCUUCGUUUCGACGGAAGAACGCCGCUAAAUAGGUAAACUUCGUAACAGCAUGAAGGCGUCUGGUCUGUCAAGUUCCAGCUAGCGGAUUGAGCGCCGGAUCCAGGACCGUUGACAGGAUGAACUGAGACGUUGCGCGCAAGAGUUUUGCCACGGGCACGCGUGUGGUUUGACCUCUGCGGGAAUUAUUUCUGAGACAAACAGCCUGGUGAGGAUGUAUCGAUGAAGAAUGUGACCGCGCCUGACUCUCUCCGAACGGGGUGGAUGAAGCCGUCGGCGGUGUCAUGCGUCUUGCCCCGCAGCCAAGCGCGCAACCCUUGCGGCUCGUAGUCCUGCUCCUCCUCGCCGCGGCGGUGAGCACGUCCCCGGUGCUCUCCACGGGCUGCCCGGACAGGUGCGUGUGUGAUGACCAGCUGGUGGUCCAAUGCGCUGGGCAGCACCUGACCACCUUCCCGGUCAACUUGCCGUUGGCCACGCGGCAGCUCAUCAUCUCCAACAACCGCAUCGUGGAGCUGCCGCCGCUCGCGCUCAACUACCUGUCUGACCUGGUGUACCUGGACUGCAGCAACAAUUCCCUCACGGAGAUAUCCGAGUCCACGUUUGGGAACCUACGGAAGCUGGCCUACCUGGACCUCUCGUUCAACACCUUGAUCCGGAUCGAGGACAGGACGUUCGGGCCCUUGGCGAGCCUGGUGAUGCUGAGGAUGACGGACAACCCGGGGCUGUCGGAGAUUCACCAGGACGCCUUCGUGGAAAACGCGGCCCUCCAGGUGCUGGACGUCAGUCGGAACAACCUGACGGCGGUCAACAUCACCUCCCUGAUCGCGCUGCCCACCCUGCGCUCGGUGGGGCUCAGCGGAAACCCGUGGAGCUGCGAGUGCGACAACGAGGACUUGUGCCUGUGGGUCCACCUGGAGGGCUUCAAGUUCCAAGAUGAGGGCCAGACGGUGUGCGGCUCCCCCGCUGACUUGCAGGGUCGUCGUCUGGGCGAGGUGGGCCUCCAGCUACGGACGUUAUGUCACCAGACUCUGGGCUCCUGGGACUACCUCUUCUUUGUGGUCAUCGGCUUCGUCAUCUUCGCCGCUGGCACCGUGUCGGCCUGGGUGAUGGGCAUCGUCAUGGUGCUCUACGAGCGCUACGUCAAGAAGAAAGGCGAGCAGCUCGAUCCGGAGGACGAGGAGGAACCCGCCGACACGGGUCGCAGCUUGCGAGCCAGGAGUGACCAUGGCAACGGGAAUUUGAAAACGUCACAAACUGUCUGAAAUGUCUCACCCCCACACCCCCCACCCCUCCCCUCCCCUUUCCCCGUCGCUGAUUCCCACAGUGCCUCCUGUCAACUUCCAGGACUGUCAUGAAGUCCAAUUAGACUGCGGCCCAACAGAGUCUGUUUAACAGGCUCAGCUGGCUCGGACAGAAGAAAGAGGAUUCAACAGAGAUGAGGUCAUGUGCAGUUGAUGUAACGCACCUUCUGGAUGCCACUAUGGAGGUUCCCCGGCAUUUGGGUAUUACUGACGGUGUAUGCAAAUGCCGGACCGUUCGAUGUGGUUUGUUAUUUCGUCCUUUUCUAACGGGAUGCCGUUUAGGCUUGUGUGACAGCAUCAAUGCUCACAUUCACCAACGUGUAGUUCAGAUGUUGUUUGGUGACCAAUCACCAAAGGUUGGAUGAGAGGAUGGAUAACAGCUUUAUUUAUCUUCUCAUCCAACUACAGGGAAGGCAGCAAAUAAGAGAGUUUUCCCAACAUGUUUAGACAUUCUUUUGAUCCCCAUCCGGAUCCAGCUGUGACCAAAAAAGGAGAAACAGGUACAUGACGCAAUUUGUCUGUACCUCUAAUUUUACAAAUUAGAUAGAUGCCCACGUCACCAGUCAAUAUAACAAUAUAUUUCUUGACCCUACUUAAAUAGCUUUGUUUUCAAAGGAAAACAAUUCCCAGUUGAGCUGCAUAAUAAGCACAGCAGAUAUAUUGGCUUCACGGCUACUAUGUGAGAUGUAAAGUUGUGUGGUCAUUCUGCUUUAUACUGAAAGACGAGGGAUCAAAUGCAUUUACAUCAUUUUGAUUACUAAAUGUGUCCACACGCAUGCACUCACUGGUGUGUAACAUGUAGCUGCACAUUUUGACUGAGCUUCUGCAGAUGUGAGUGUGUCCAUCUUUGGUCCAGUGACGUGUGGUUUUAUGCUGAUUGUCCAGCUCCCUCUUCUGUCACGCCCAGCAACAAACUGCAGUUGAGGCGUUUGUGUUGAAGAUUUGUUUGUGUUAACGUCUGGUUUGGCAGUGAGCCCUGCUCAAUAGCAAGUAAUCAGGAGAAUGUAAAAAUUGGUUCUACUUCAGCCUUUUUUUGGGGGUUUGAUUUGUUUUGUUUAUGCAUGCACAGUCGAUGCAUUAAAAAGCCUUAUGAGGUGUGUACAAACUAAUUCAAGUAAUUAAAGGAAACUGGAUUUUUAUACACAUGAUCCUAAUUUUUAUUAUUUGAGUCAUUCUUUAAAAACAAAACAUCCAUGCUUCUAAUUUCUUAGUGAGUUUAAUUAAUUAAUAACAAUUUGGACUGAAGUCCAAAGCUGCCAUUUAAUGAAUUUACAGUUUUAGAGCAAUAAGAAAACUACUGCUGUAAGGAACAAUUUGGUUUUCAGUCCACAAUGGUAAAUAUCCACACCUGUUUUGUUUUGCCUCCGGUUUGCAGCAUCCAACAGCCGACGGUCCCACGUCACAAACCUCCUCACUUGCACUGACAGUGACUGUUACAAACUUUGAAAGGAGCAAGAAAAGGAUCCUCGGUGGACCAGAGAAACCAAUAGUUAGCCGCUCCGGUGCGCCAUUCUGUCUGUGUGUAUUUAAUCAGUGCAAUCGGUUGUGUUUUAGAAUAAUUGUCGUACUUGUCUUAAGAGCAACAUUGACCGUAUGAGGGAUCUGAGAUGGGGGGCAUUGUCUCACAAUGAUUGGACCAGCUGUUUGUUUUAAAAUAUUGUACAGAUUUGACUUCUUCAUAAGUUUUAUCGUUGCAGGACGGUUAUCACUGUCGCUUUGACAAAAGAAAAGAAAAAAAUCUCAAACAGGCUAGCUGGUUUUGGCCGUUUUGAGUGGAGUUUACACUUUCUCCCUGUGUGGGUUUUCUCCACGUCCUCCUGCUUCCUCCCACAGUUCAAAGACAUACAGGUGACUCGUAGGUGGAAAAAGUACUAUCACAGUGGAAAUCUGCCAUCCCAAUGUGAGGGAAAAAGUUCCCUAUGUCUGUCCCUAUGCACCUGCUCGUUGCCCAAUGUCAGCUGUGAUUGGCUGCAGCCCCUCGCAACCCUGUAGGCAGAAGCAGUCACGAAUGAUUGAUAAAAGGCAAUAAUAUUAUGAAAGUGUGGCAAAUGAUGGAUGUAUGCAACCCCUUUUUUCCUGUAAUGAUAGCGACAUCUUGCAGCUGCGCAAGCAAGGUAGAGAGAAAAGCACAUGUGUAGCUAAUAAAAAUGAUGAAUGAUGGCUGAAUUGAAUUUAGUUUCAAUUUUAGAUUAUUUUGGAUGCCGGCUCACUUUCACACUAUCAUGGCUUACUGUAACACUUGAAUAAAACCGAGCCAUUGGUAAUGUUGUGAGUAACACCUGUGCUUUUUCUACAAUGCAAAAUAUUUAAAACACCUAUUGUAGUGGCUUUUUGCAAUUUUCAUUCAUUAUAAAAUGUGGUGAGGAUAAAGUGGCUGCAAACAAUCUGCUUUCUUACUGUUAUGUGAUCUGCAACACUGCUGAGAAACCUUUCUUCACACAUCCACUGGAGCUUGUGUGUGCACAUUGUUGGGAUUCGUCCAAAAUGAACUACAGAUAUACAGGUAUUGGCUUCACUAACUGUUCGUCAACAAUGACGGCUGCAUCACAUUUAGGCUUUCAGGUUCCAGGGCCCUGGUUUCAUGCAUCGCGUCAUGCCCGCGUAAUGUUGACAUGUGUACUGUGAAAGACGUCAAUUGCAAAGUUUUUCCUUUUUGCAGUUUGUAAACAAUCUGUUGUUUGAGAAGAGGAGUCUUUCAGUAUGGGGGAAAUUAUUUUUAAAUUACAACACCACUAUUGUAACUUUGUGCGUACGUCUGUGUCUUACACUCCCAUGUCAUAUAAGGGAGUGACUCAUGGCAAUAUGCAUAUACAUGCACCAACCUGAACAUACCUACUGGCAUAGUGACCCAUGUACUGUGCCUGUAGGUUGCUAUUAAACAGUAUGCUGAGAUGCU